Suillus subalutaceus is the source of this 924-nucleotide messenger RNA. Its product is annotated as P-loop containing nucleoside triphosphate hydrolase protein. NCBI's taxonomy places the organism in Eukaryota, Fungi, Basidiomycota, Agaricomycetes, Boletales, Suillaceae. The transcript has 2 exons. Gene Ontology annotation, molecular function: ATP-dependent FeS chaperone activity; 4 iron, 4 sulfur cluster binding; ATP binding. The coding region runs from base 1 to 924 and encodes 307 amino acids. Gene Ontology annotation, biological process: iron-sulfur cluster assembly. Gene Ontology annotation, cellular component: cytosol. The record is from RefSeq and is a predicted model, not a curated record.
AUGGCUGUCCAAGAAACACCUGUGUCGCGACGACUAAAGACAGUCAAACAUAUUAUCAUAGUGUGCUCUGGCAAAGGCGGUGUCGGAAAAUCUUCCGUGUCCGCCCAGCUUGCGCUCAGCCUCCAUGCAUCUUCUCCCAGUGCUCGGGUCGGAGUUCUCGAUGUCGAUCUUACCGGUCCGUCAAUACCACGCAUGCUUGGUCUGGAUGGACAUGGUGUGCACCAGAGCAGCGAUGGAUGGGUGCCUGUGUACGCAGAUGCGCUUGGGGAUGGUGAACCCAGACUUGCGUGCAUGAGCGUUGGAUUUUUAUUGAAGAAUAAGGGGGAUUCAGUAGUUUGGAGAGGACCGAAGAAGAACGCUAUGAUCAGGCAAUUUUUGAGCGAUGUCAGGUGGGGAGAGCUUGAUUACCUCGUCGUGGAUACGCCUCCAGGAACAUCUGAUGAGCACUUGUCGCUGAUCGAACAUCUUGCACCGGUGCAUUCACGGCUGUCUGCUGUUAUUGUCACAACACCGCAGGCUGUUGCGCUACUGGAUGCUAUGAAAUGUCUCUCGUUUACUCGGGCUGUCGCACUUCCUGUUCUUGGACUUAUCGAGAACAUGAGUGGAUACGUAUGCCCUUGCUGCGGAGAUGUUAGCAAUGUGUUCUCUACAGGUGGAGGUGCAGAAAUGGCCAGACGAGAAGGGGUGCCGUUCCUUGGUAGUAUGCCUAUCGACACGGAGCUGGUCACAUUGUUGGAUGCUGCCGAGUCUACAGAUCUAAGCGCUGCUGACGGACAACGCGAUGAAGCUAGCGAAGUUCGUUCAUUUGGAGUUUUACAACGGUAUCAGAAGACAUCGUCUGCGAAACUUCUGAGUGCCAUCGUCGAGAAGCUCAUAUCGACGCUGCCAUCGGUAGAGCACGCGUCAGUGAGCAGCUCUGCUUAA